Olea europaea var. sylvestris is the source of this 1211-nucleotide messenger RNA. RefSeq names its product calcium-dependent protein kinase 2-like. The record is from RefSeq and is a predicted model, not a curated record. The transcript is spliced from 4 exons. NCBI's taxonomy places the organism in Eukaryota, Viridiplantae, Streptophyta, Magnoliopsida, Lamiales, Oleaceae. The coding region runs from base 501 to 1211 and encodes 236 amino acids.
GUUUUAGAGUUGGGAAAAAUACAAAUUUCUAACAGAAAAACCUGUCGAUUUCUCUAUUUCCGUUUUUCCCCCUGGCGUUUAUUUCAACAAAGGGGGAGAGAUUGAAAUUCAGAAUCAAAAUCAAGAUUUAACAUGAUAUAAAUUUAGAGAGAUGGACUUGGUAAACAAAAACCUGUUCGUACGCAAUCAUUCUAUCCACGGCCCUAAUUGUUUUAUCAUAUUUGGUAGAUUCUGCGUGCUUUUUAUCUUUGAAAUUUUCUUGAUCAUAUAGAUUAUAUUUAUAUGAAUCAAAUUUCGAAGAAGGGUCGGGAAUAUAUUUUGUGAUUUGUUUACAUUGCCCUUUCCAUUAAUAAUUGGAGCGUGCUUUUAUUGUUAAAGUGUUUAUAAAAAAGGUAAUAGGAAAUGAUUUGAAUUGAUUUUUGUUGGGUGAAUCUUCAAGAGAUUGAAUUCUUUUUUCCGGGGAAUUUGAUGGGUUUUGCGAGUCAAUAGUAGGAGCUAAUAUGGGAAAUACUUGUGUUAGCGGGAAGAUUGCUAAGGAUGGGUUUCUUCACACAGUUUCAAAUCUGUGGUGGCCUAACUUACCACAUCUAUUUUCGAAUAAUCAAAACAAAGAAAAACAUUGCGAAGGGCCAUCUACAGUUAAACAGUUAGAAUGUCCUAAUCCUGUUCACAAUACACCCCCUGAAUUGGUGAAGAUUGAAAAGGAGGAAAGUCGACCAGAAAAGCCCACACAAGCUGUGGAAAUGAUGAUUGUAGUGAAGGAAGAUCAAAAACCACCUCAGUCUAGAACAUGGGAAGAGGCAAUCAAAACUGAUGAGAGAAAACCUCUUCAAAAUCCUGAGCCGGAACAGGUGAUCAUGGUAGAGAAUGACAAGCCAAAACCAGUGGAUCCACCAAAGCCCAAGAAACCCCACAAUGUUAAGAGAUUUAGUAUGGUGAUUGAACUGAAAAGUUUUCUCGUGGAGUUAGAAUUUUGCUUAUAUACUUGGUUGCCAGAUAAAGAUUACGAGAAACGUUUUCCUAUCAAGUCCCCUGAAGGAGGAUCCAACACACAUCACAGCCAUGUUGAUGUUAAUAAGGAAGUUUUAGGAAUAGAAGUUAAAUUCAAGAGGAAGGCAGUACACUGCCAAACCGAUGAAGUUACAAGAAUGAUUAGGUUCUAUCUCGCAGAUGUCCAUCAGAAUGCUAUUCGAGAACUCAUUUUAUCCUAG